CAGCAGGCGAAAAGGGAUGCUACGUAAAUCACCAACUCCUCCAUUGUUGACCUCAGAUUCCACCGCAUGCGGCAUUUUCUUUUCCUCUCAUCUGUGUCUUGGUUGGGGCUGUAAAUGCAUUCCAAAUCAAUGAACUGACUCCAUUGUUGUGGAGAAGUCCUUGUGUUUGCUUAAAUCCCGCAAAAUGCUGUAACUGAACUACAAAAUAAGGCAGAAGAAUCUUGAGAUGGAAGUUCUUGAGUCCUGUGCUCCAUGCAAACUUACUAAAUGGUUUCUAGGACAGGGAUAAAGAGUACAUAGUAAAGCAGUCAUAAUGGAUGCGUUGGAAACGUUCCGACACUCGAUUUAUCAAUGGCUGCUAAUCAAGAAAUUCAAGCUAGAUUCUACCUCAGUAGUAGCAAACAAUCCUUUCAUUGCUGUAAACUUCCCAAACAAUGUACUGCCAAAUGUCAUAAGAAGGCCGUGGAAGUUUGUACCUCCAUCAAGGAAAUGGGAACUGCAUUCAACUGCACAAACCAAGAGUACAGUCUUAAGUGAUGAAGAAAAGAAAUCAUGGGAUGCUUGCAGACCAGCUCUAUCUGCAUUUGAAUUUACUGUUGAGGAAGAGGACAAAAUAUUGGGGAAAGCGUUUGGCCAUAUCCACUCCCCAUAUUGGAGUGAAGAACGGAAAAUGGAAGUGCCAAGAUUUGAUGUUGUAAGUGAAAUUUUAAGCUAUCUAAGGAGCUUAAACCUCGCUGAUGAUGAUCUUUCCAAACUUCUGAAGAAGUUUCCUGAAGUUCUUGGAUGCAGCCUUGAAGAUGAAUUGAAGAACAAUGUAAAGGUUAUGGAGAACGAGUGGGGCAUUGAAGGAAAAACUCUAAAGAACCUCCUCAUGCGCAAUCCAAGGGUACUAGGCUAUAAUGUCGAUUGUAAGGGAGAUUGCAUGGCCAAAUGCACUCGCUGCUGGGUACGGUUCUAACUUGUUUCAAUUAGGCUUACACCUCAUGCAUACAUAAAUCUGCUUUACCUGUAAAAUUUAUAAGCGUCAUACUUCAGAGAGGUUUCUAUGUUGAUCUAUAUAGUCUGGAGAUGCUCCCAGCCUAUUGAAACAUAUUUUGUUUUUACUGUAAACGAACUCUUUGUAAUGGGAGCUUCUUUGAUCCUCUUCCUCUUUGAGAAUGAAGGAAGAGUUAUUUAUUUCUCAGAAAAAGAGAAUCAAUGCUGGAAGAAAGAUGUUCUGCACUUGCAUAUUUGACUUCCUAAAUUAUAUUGGAAACAAACUCAAUUGGAAGUUAUGUACUUGGACAACAGCUUUUUAUUUGCAUACUUCGUAAUACUAGCAGCAUUCUGGUA
Coffea eugenioides is the source of this 1332-nucleotide messenger RNA. RefSeq lists its product as uncharacterized. Gene Ontology annotation, molecular function: double-stranded DNA binding. Gene Ontology annotation, biological process: regulation of DNA-templated transcription. Bases 314 to 958 code for a protein of 214 amino acids. The transcript has 4 exons. Lineage: Eukaryota; Viridiplantae; Streptophyta; Magnoliopsida; Gentianales; Rubiaceae. The record is from RefSeq and is a predicted model, not a curated record.